This is a messenger RNA of Postia placenta MAD-698-R-SB12, 459 nucleotides long. RefSeq lists its product as hypothetical. Lineage: Eukaryota; Fungi; Basidiomycota; Agaricomycetes; Polyporales; Adustoporiaceae. The transcript has 3 exons. Bases 1 to 459 code for a protein of 152 amino acids. The record is from RefSeq and is a predicted model, not a curated record.
AUGGGCGUGCUUAUCUCCAUUCUCGUCGGCACCGUUAACGCCAUUGUCGCCGCCAUCGUCGGCAUUUUCGAACUCAUCUUUGGAGGGAUUGCCUGGCUGAUAACGGGCAUCCUCUGCUGUGGCUUCUGCGAGCUCUGCUGCCGCCCGGGCGCGGGCGUGGGGACAGGGCCCGGAGUAGGCGCGGGCACCACGACGCGCACCACGACAGGAAGACGCGGGCUCUUUGGCCGCCGCAGAAGAGGACUGGGCGGCGGAGCCGGAACUGGCCUUGGAACUGGUGCUGGAGCCGGUGGGCUCGGCACUGGAGGCGGGCUUGGUACCGGAGGCGGACUGGGUACUGGCGGCGGGCUCGGCACUGGCGGCGGGCUCGGUACGGGGGGCGGCGGCAUGGGCGGAGGUUAUGGCACCGGAGGCGCAGGCGUCGGUACGACGGCUGGUGGUCUGGGUAGGGCCUACUGA